This is a messenger RNA of Acaromyces ingoldii, 1095 nucleotides long. RefSeq lists its product as hypothetical. The transcript has 4 exons. NCBI's taxonomy places the organism in Eukaryota, Fungi, Basidiomycota, Exobasidiomycetes, Exobasidiales, Cryptobasidiaceae. The record is from RefSeq and is a predicted model, not a curated record. The coding region runs from base 22 to 1095 and encodes 357 amino acids.
CAAGAGAGAGGACAGAGCAGGAUGAAGAGACUGGUCUUUGUGCUCCUUUUCGUGGCGGCGAUGCUGGCGUCGCUCGCCACGAAUGCCGGAUGCCUCGACUCGCAGCGCGACGAGAGCGCACCCAUGGUCAAGCGCGUCCUAGGAAGCGGACAGCACGAGGAGGACGAGGACAGACGGUCCGACGAGAGCGCGCCCAUGGUCAAGCGCGGCCUCGGAACUGGACAGCACGAGGAGGAAGAGGACAGACCGGCAAGUAGUAAGCCAGGCUCCAUCCUGGAGCGGAUGGCCCGUGACGAGCAACAGAUCCAGAAGACGGUUGAUUUCUACGCACGCUAUUGGCGAGACCGAUAUCGCAAGGCGGCGCUCGAGCUGAGAGAGCAAAGGGGAAUCAACCAGGAAAGCCACGGAGGGCAAGAAACGGAGCAAGAGGGCGACGGCGACGACGACGGGAGUAUAGCAGUCAAGGCUUCCGCUAGAUGCCGCCCGUCGAUCCCGCAGCACGAAUCGUCCGAUGAGUCCGACGAGAGCGCGCCUAUGUUCAAGCGCGGCCUCGGAAGUGGAGGAAGUGGACAGCACGAGGAGGGAGAGGACAGACCGGCAAGUAGUAGACCAGGCUCCCUCCUGGAGCAGAUGGCCCAUGACGAGCAACAGAUCCAGAAGACGGUUGAUUUCUGGGCACGCUAUUGGCGAGACCGAUAUCGCAAGGCGGCGCUUGAGCUGAGAGAGCGAAGGGAAAUCAACCAGGAACGCCACGGAGGGCAAGAAAUCAAGCGAGAGGGAGACGACGACGACGACGGGAGUAUAGCGUAUUGGCUGAAUCGAUUUGAAGAGGUGACAGAGGAACUUGAACGGACACCCGGGAGCUCGAGGAAGCGGGAAUGGGAGCACGAAGAAGAGGAGAAAAGGCGACAAGACCUGGCGCGCCUAAUGCCACCGCCAGCUGGCGUACCGAAUGCUCAGCGGUUCCGAAGGCUAAGUUCGAUGUCGCAGACGCCCGAGCGGGAGAAGAAAAAGCAGCCCAAAGCGCACCCAAACGAGGGAGCCAUCACAACGGAAGGAUCCGGAGGGCGUCUCUCAAAGCCAGAAAGACCAUAA